Messenger RNA from Spodoptera littoralis (African cotton leafworm), 681 nucleotides. Lineage: Eukaryota; Metazoa; Arthropoda; Insecta; Lepidoptera; Noctuidae. The record is from the annotation of a GenBank genome assembly.
AUGCGAACGGAGGUGCCAGCGUUUAAACGAUGCUGUUUUUGUGUACCGCUACGGUAUGGUCUGCUUACAUGGGCGUAUAUAAAAUUGGUGGCACUGGCCUUUUUAGCAAUCUUCUUCACGAUGCACUUGUACUACAUGAUCAGAAAUUAUACCGUGACCCCAAGAGUAUUCAAUUCAAGAGAUCUUCACGACAUUACGGUCAUAAGUGUGUUGUUUGCAAUCUGUCUCAUUGAAUUCUGUUUCACUCUCUCGUUCAUCGUUGGAGGGCAUAAGAAAAACGCAAAACUCAUGCGUGUGUUUUACGUCUAUAAUAUUGUGAUGUGGGUGCUCACCCUCGUUCUAAUUAUGAUCCUGGUGGUGUCAUUGCUAAGGAAAAUGGAUCCAUCUCAUGUCUUUUCCUACAACUCCUGGAAGUUCCUCGUUACGACUGCUCACUUUUUUUUCACUUUAUUGGUACAAGUCUACUUUAUGCUCCUGUUAAGAAGUGAGAUCUUAAAACUUGAGGGCAAGUACGGGUUCAGCUUCGUGAACAAUGCGGCUGAGGGAGAGUGCACAAUGAGAGAAGGCACUCAAAUAAAGGGAGACUGGAAGACAACAGACGGUCAAGAAGAAAAUAAGACUGAGUCAGGUGCGGUGGAUGAAGAAGGAAAAUCGUCUGAACAGGCAAUGCGGUACCCCUAG